Penicillium argentinense is the source of this 1449-nucleotide messenger RNA. RefSeq lists its product as uncharacterized. NCBI's taxonomy places the organism in Eukaryota, Fungi, Ascomycota, Eurotiomycetes, Eurotiales, Aspergillaceae. The record is from RefSeq and is a predicted model, not a curated record. The transcript has a single exon. Bases 1 to 1449 code for a protein of 482 amino acids.
AUGAACAGCACCAGUCCUCUCUUCGUGGCCCAGGAGGCCCUGUGCUUCUACCCCAUCAGCACAAUCUACGACUCAUGUCCACGAUACCUGUUCUACGCCCUCCUCGCAGCCAGUUGUCUCACGCGCUGGACAGGCUGGCUAGCGGACGUCUUUCUAGGGGCCGCAGCAACAUACGCAGGCACAGCAGCCAUCGAAGCAUUCAUCCUUGUUUCGAGCCCGCAGAAAUUCGCCGCGCCUGCGAACGUCACGAUCCCAUACGUGCCCGACAACACGACCCUCUGGAAUGACUUCCCCCAGCUCGUCACGGAGACGACCGAGGUCCCAAUCCAGCCCGGUGCCGUCGAGCUGGAUGGCGAUGCCGUGUUGGCGAUUGUUGUUACAGGAUACCUCGUCUUUCUCCCCUUGCAAUGCUGGUCUCGCGUGUUGACGAACGAGCGAGCCCGAAACCUCCUCUUCUACCUGUGGAACUUCCUCAUGCUGGCGGGUGGAAUCUGUGCCCUCGUGUACUCUCACCAAAAGUCCAAGACACCGUUGCAGUUCAUGUUCUGCUAUCCUGACAUUCCACCUUUCGAUGAGACAUCUAGCGACGGCUGGCAGGCCUCAUGGAGGCCGUCAACCUGGAACGAGAGUGUCUGGGGCACAUUCUCGAAUGUCACUCGUUUCGGAGAACUGGGCGACAUCUGUUUCAACCCUUGCUUCAAUUCAAGUCAAAUUCUGCGACAGCCUUCAAAUCUACAGUCCUGGGCUGCUACGCGUGACUCGGAGCUUUCACACCCAAAGAAGUUUAUUGACAAGAUCAUCUAUUCGAAGCGGUAUAUUUACAGCCUGGUCAUCCUCUGCGUCCUUCUCAACUUUGUCCAUCUCACGUUCAAAUGGCUCCCAUACAAGUCGCACAUUCCAUCAGCGCAAAUUAUCAUCAUCUGGCAAGACCGCAAGACAAUAUGGGAAAGUCUGAAGGGAGAUUUACGAGAAGCACUGUCGACAUCCUCAUCAGAGCUUCUGGCGCAAAAGGAAUCAAGAGCCUCGUUGCCAACAAACAAGUCCAGCUGGACCCGCGUCAGAGCUGCAUCGACACCUCGCUUCAUGAAAGCACUGCUCUUUGUCAUUUUGGACUGCGCAAUUCUUUUCGGCCUCGUGUUCAGCAUGAUCAUUAGCCCGUUUACAAUCUGCGCCUUCGUCGUUUGGAUUGAAUGGUGGAUCCACAAUGACGGCCCACAACAGGAGAACCCACAGCAAGUCGGCCAGUGGUCUUACCUGGUUGGCAUUGCCUUGUUGAUUGUGUCAGCGGGUGUUCUGACUUUGAAAUAUCGAAUAGCAUCUGUCAAUGAGCUGGACGUUGAGAUUUCCAAUACUCGCGAGAACCUAGCGAAGCUGGAACGGAUAAGAGAAGCCCGAUCGCCGGCAGAGACUGUGUCUCUGGCUGGCUCUGCUGAGGCGGAAGUGUCAUGA